AUGAGCGGGGCGAGCGCGGUGAGUUCGCGCGUCGCGGCGUGUCGAGGCGCGAUUCGAGCCUCUACACGGGGCGCGCGCGAGUUCGAUGGCACGCGGCGACGCGAUGCGCGACAGGCUCGAAUGAAUGUCACGCAGGCGUCCGCGGCGCCGAGCGUCUCGGAGGAGCACGAGCGAUGGACGUACCUGCAAAGGCUGAAGAUUACAAACUUUGCUCUGGUGAGCGAGCAGACGGUUGAGUUCGAACGCGGGCUGAACGUGAUCACGGGGAAGUCGGGGUCGGGGAAGUCGGUGUUGUUGGACGCAAUCGCGCAGAUAUGUGGCUCGCCGGCGAAGGAAGAGAGCAUCAGGGCGGACACGAGCGGGGCGAAGCUGGAGGCGACGUUUCACGUGGCGACAGAGUCGCUGGGUAUGAUUUAUGACGUGGUGAACGAUCAAAUUACGUCCAUAGCAUCGAAGGAUGGGAAGAGCGUGAAACCGUUCGGGCCAGACAAGGAGGAUAAGAAUGCACUGAAGAUAUCGAGAGAGUUGCAGUACGUUGACUCGAACGGUAAGACAAAGCGCAUUCGCAGCGUUUGUCGCAUCAAUGGCCGCGUUGUGCCGCUCAAAGCGCUCAAAGCGCUGGGCGACAUUCUCAUGGAUUUCAACGGACAAGGAGCUGCGUCCACGCUCAGCGAUGAGGGCGCGCAACUGGCGCUUCUCGACGAGUGGGCGGGUACAAAGGUGUUGCGACAAAAGUUUGAACGCCUUUCAGAUGACUUGACCGCGCAAUUCAACAAGGUCAAGAACGCAGUCGAGCUCUUACCCGGCGAACGUGAAGAGCUGCAGGCUGAAUUAGAAGAGUACUACGCGGUCGAUCCGGAGCCUUUGGAAGACGUUGCUCUCAAGGCGGAGCUGAGAAGACUCGAGUCAAGUCGAGUCGCCGUCGAGAUGUGCGGGACUGUCAUCUCAACCAUCGCGGGCGAACAAGGCGCGAGAGGUCUCCUUCGUGAGGCUGCGCACGAAGUCAAGGGUCUGAUAGCGUCGGCCGAACGACGCGCAGAGAGCGCGGCGGCUUCCGCUCGCGCAGAUGGCGAUGAAGAUGCUGAAGCGGAACCAGGUCUCGAUGAAGCCUCCAUUCAAGGCUUGAACGCCGCGCUUGACCUCCUCUAUCAGGCAGAGAAAAUUGCCGAAGAGGCGGAAGAAAACGUUGGUAAGUAUGCAGAAUCUCUCGCGAGCUCGCCCCGCCGAAGAGAGGAGGCCCAAGCUCGCUUACGAGAAUUGGAGCGGUUGUUUAAGGCUCUGCGUGUUCGAUCAGCGGACGCUGCAAUUGAAGCCGCGCAAGAAGCGGAGCAGAGGCUUGAGGCUGCCGAGAUCGGCGAGGAAGAGCGCGAAGAAAACGUCGCCGAGUUAGCGCGACUGCGCAGAGCCGCAUCAGAUUGCGCGUUUCAGCUCGCUCUGCAACGCCGCGAAGCGGCUGGCGCGCUCAGAGGCGCAGUUACAUCGGCCCUCGCGGAUUUGGAAAUGGCUGGAAGUCGUUUCGACGUCACGCUCGCCUGGAGCCCGCGUGAGGGUGCGAGUGAAGAAACGAACGGCAAUGUUUUGCGCAUUCCGCGCGCGAACGAAAUCGGAGAGGACGAUAAGUUUGUCUACACUAUGCGUUCGACGGGUCUCGAUCGCGCUACAUUUUUGCUCGCAGCCGGUCAGAACGAACCUCUCAGACCCAUGGGAUCGAUCGCAUCUGGCGGUGAGAAGGCACGUCUUAUGCUCGCACUGAAGAUGGCGCCCGUGAUGACGAAUGAGCCACCCAGUCAAAAUCGCGGACUCGUCGGCGGCGGCGUGUCCGUCUUUGACGAGGUCGACAGCGGCGUGGGCGGUCGCGUCGGCGCCAGAAUCGGCCACGCCCUCCGCCGUCUCACCACCACCGGGUCUCAGCAAGUGCUCUGCGUCACCCACCUUCCCCAGGUCGCCGCAUGCGGCGACGCUCACCUCAUCGUCUCUAAAGCUCCCGACGUCGACGGCAGAACCACCAUUGACAUCCGCCGCAUUCACGAGCGCGACCGUCGCGUCGAAGAGAUCUCCCAGAUGCUCGGCAUCGGCGAUGUCCAAGGUCGGGAGUCCGCCGAGCGUCUCGUCGACGAGGCCAUCGCCGCUUUCAACUAA
This is a messenger RNA of Ostreococcus tauri, 2139 nucleotides long. Its product is annotated as P-loop containing nucleoside triphosphate hydrolase. Gene Ontology annotation, biological process: response to radiation; double-strand break repair via homologous recombination; SOS response. Gene Ontology annotation, molecular function: ATP binding; ATP hydrolysis activity. The record is from RefSeq and is a predicted model, not a curated record. The transcript has a single exon. Lineage: Eukaryota; Viridiplantae; Chlorophyta; Mamiellophyceae; Mamiellales; Bathycoccaceae. Bases 1 to 2139 code for a protein of 712 amino acids.